Vitis vinifera (wine grape) is the source of this 815-nucleotide messenger RNA. Its product is annotated as large ribosomal subunit protein bL12c. The transcript has a single exon. Gene Ontology annotation, biological process: translation. Gene Ontology annotation, cellular component: ribosome. Gene Ontology annotation, molecular function: structural constituent of ribosome. The record is from RefSeq and is a predicted model, not a curated record. Bases 78 to 632 code for a protein of 184 amino acids. NCBI's taxonomy places the organism in Eukaryota, Viridiplantae, Streptophyta, Magnoliopsida, Vitales, Vitaceae.
CCCUUAUCCUAUCCUCUUCCAGUGCCACUCUCCCUUCUUCCCCAACUCUCUUCUCUUUCUCUCUCUCUCACUAAAAGAUGGCGGCAUCUCUGUCAACUCUCACCCUACGUUCCCCAUCUUGUCCUACGCUAUCUUCUUCUUUUCCUACGCAUUCCUUCAAGCAAACCCUAGAUUUCCCUUUCCGAAACCCUAAAAUCAUACAUAGAGCCACUUUCGUUCGCCCUAUCUCCGCCGUGGCCGCUCCCGAGAAGAUUGAAAAAAUCGGCACCGAGCUCUCCAAUUUGACCCUAGAAGAGGCUCGAAUCCUCGUUGACUGGCUCCAGGACAAGCUUGGAGUCUCUGCUGCCGCCUUCGCACCGGCUGCCGUCGCGGUCGCUCCGGGUGCCGUUGCCGACGCUCCUGCGGUGGUGGAAGAGAAGACGGAGUUCGAUGUCAUGAUUGAGGACGUUCCAAGCAACGCGAGGAUUGCGACGAUUAAGGCCGUGAGAGCGCUCACGAGCUUGGCGUUGAAGGAGGCGAAGGAGUUGAUUGAAGGCUUGCCUAAGAAGUUCAAGGAAGGCGUUUCGAAGGAGGAAGCUGAAGAAGCGAAGAAGCAGCUUGAAGAAGCCGGAGCUAAGGUCGCCAUUGUGUAGUAGAAUCGAAUGGCUUUUUGGUAAAUUUUCCUAAUUUCCCCCCUUUUUUUUUUGCAAAAAAAUCAGUAUUUAGUUGUUGAUUCGAUUGUCAGUGUCCGUUCGAUGAUUUGUAAUUGUUUGUGCUUUAAUUGAAACCAAAAUUUCUGUACGAAAAUCUCAAUUCUCAGCGUUUUUUUCGAUCAA